UGGUAGGCACAAGAAGCAUAUCGUACGCGUCUGUAACCAGAUUACGCUGCCUGAUAGACUCCCGUAUAUAAGCGAGGGUCGCCGCGGGGCACACAGCAGUCCGGGCGGCUCCCAAACGGUGAUCACUGCAGAGGAGAGGUCCUUGGCCUUACUGACGUCCCCGAGUUUGUGACCGGCGCAGCAGCACUGUAGUUAUGUCUGACCUCGGCGAGUUCUACGGACGACUCAACCGCCUCGUCAUGCCCGAGGCGGAGCUGUUCCACUACGGGUACCCGCGGCCCGGCAAUGCCCCUGGCCGAGCGCGGGUCGGCACACACCAUGGCACCUACUGGAAGGUAAUGCCGGGCCCCAGGAAGCGCAUUUGUGAACGUUGCAGUAAAGUCUACGAGGUGGACAGCGAGGGGUGGCCGGCGGUGCGGGAGACCUGCAAGUGGCACAUGCAGCGGGCCAGGAAUGGCGUGCACCCGUGCUGCGGGCAUCGCCAAGGCGGCCAGUCCUGCCAGACCUCGGACUACCACAUCCACUGUAACAUCGACCCUGCCAACCUGACGGGCUUCAUCAACACGAGCAGCGGCGCCGCGCACGACAGGUCUGUGUUGGCGCUGGACUGCGAGAUGGUGGCCACGACCCGCGGGUACGAGGUGGUGGCGCUCACCGUGGUGGACCACCGCUGCCGGCCGGUGUACGAGACCAUGGUGAAGCCCGAGGGCCACGUCCUCAACUACAACACGCCCUUCUCGGGCCUCACCGCCGCUGACCUGCGCGGCGUCACCACCACGCUGCGGGACGUGCACGCCAAGCUGCUGACUCUGAUGGGGCCCCGCACCAUCCUGGUGGGUCACGGCAUGCACAACGACCUCAUGUCGCUGCGGCUGCUGCACGGCCACAUCGUGGACACCAUCCACUUGUACCCUCACGUCAACCGCUGGCCGUCCAAAAGUCCGCUCAGCUUCCUCAAAAAGCGCCACCUGCCCCGCCUCAACGAGGGCGGCCUCAAGUGCCGCGAGGAUGCCGUGGCCACCAUGAUGCUGGCCCGUAUCAAGAGUGGCAUCAGGGCCAGGCCUUAGUGGCUCGCCGCAGUGCGCUGACCCACUAAGGAACAAAAAAUAUUUGUUUUCUCAUCAGUUAAGUUAGUAAUAUAAAAUAUGUUCUUGUGAUCCUUUUUAGCAACGUCAAAGACAUCUCUUGACAUUUUCGCAAAUAAAAGAAAAAUGUUAGUCAAAAUAUGCAAAGGAAGAAUAUGGUGCCUCUAUUUCUCACAUUUUCAUUUCAGUGAAAAGUACGCCACUAAAUAUGAUGAAACGAACACAAAAUUCUCACCCAAACACACUAAACAAAUCACGAUAAAAAGGUGCAGUGUGGAUGACAACCAGCGGACAUAGAAAUCAAUUCAGUGGGUGUCCUUGAUGGUUGAUUUCCGGUGUGGCGUCGUAGUCCGUCCCUUUGUCGAGUUUUGUCCAAAACUGAACUGCUCAUGCGCGGGCUUUGCUAAUUUGUCCAGUUCAUUUACUGCAUUGUCUUUCAAUAACUUAUACUAAGCUUACCUUUGAUCUUAUGCUAGUUUUCAUGAAAAAAUGGUCCACGUCCAAGCUGCCAUGGACCCCAUAGCUCAGGUACUAAUGAAUGGAGGGUAUCCCAUAAACCUGACCUUGGAUCAGAAGAGAACUCCAGGAGACAGAAGGACAGUCAUAAGAUCAAAGGUAAGCUUAGCAUAAGCUAUUAAAAGACAGGCAGUGAAUGGAAUGGACAAAAUAGCAAAGUCCGCAAAUGCGCAGUUCAAUUUUGGACAAAACUUGACAAAGGGACGAAAUACGACACCACGCCGGGCCCGGAAAAGCGGCGUAUGUGUGUGUUGGGAAAUGCCUGUCAAGUGAAAACAAGGUGUGGUGAUAUUUUAAUUGUGAAGGGUAAAAAAGGCGUUUACUGAGGACUGGUAAAAAAUAGGGUCUGAAUUUGUAUGAUGUAAAUCAAGCGUUGAAUGAUAAAUGAAACUGCCAUUGGUUAUCUGACAUUAUUCUACAUUAAAAUGGAGAGGGUGUUGUGUUAUUUUAUCUUUCUUUUUUAAUAAUCAAUCGCGUUGCACUGAACCACUGAAAGAAUGAGUGCAUUCCAUUAUCGUACAGCAUUGGUGAAGAGAAAAUUUGGUACAGUUUGAAUUCAUAUAUCUGCAUUCGUUUUGUGUCAAUAUUUCUUCUCCGCAACAAAUUUGAUUCAUUCACAUCCGUACAGUCAGUUAUUAAAUAUUUCAAAACAUUCGAUUAGUUCCCCUACGCGGCGGCGUUUCUCAAGUAAGAACAUGUUACGAUAUAACAGUCCUGUCUCGUAGGGGUUUAUUGCCAAAGGAAGAUAUCUUAGCUGCCCUACGUUGAACAGGUUAUUAAGCAUCACCCUCAGCAUGGCGGGGAGACAAACGCUGUACCAUGAAUGUGACGCCUGACUAAAUUUAUUGUAUCGCGGCAGCAUUACAUGAUUCUUGAAUGAGUAUUUCUUGUUAAUGAAGCACAACUUUCGGUUCGCUUUAUUUACAAUGCUGAGGAAAUUUGAGGUCAGGCGUGAUUUUGAGUUAUUUUAUUCAAGGACACACUGGGUUCAAGUUUUUGUACUGGAAAAAAAAAAAAAAAAGAACGAUAAUCUGCACUGAACCAAC
Messenger RNA from Eriocheir sinensis (Chinese mitten crab), 2647 nucleotides. Its product is annotated as putative exonuclease GOR. Gene Ontology annotation, cellular component: nucleus. The coding region runs from base 195 to 1067 and encodes 290 amino acids. The record is from RefSeq and is a predicted model, not a curated record. Gene Ontology annotation, molecular function: nucleic acid binding; exonuclease activity. Lineage: Eukaryota; Metazoa; Arthropoda; Malacostraca; Decapoda; Varunidae. The transcript has 4 exons.